GAGAAGAAGCCUUCCUCUGCCGCUCUUGAAUCACAUUACCCAUUUAGACUAUUUGCAUGCGCGAAGCUCACCACCUCCUUUGAGCUCGCAGGACAGUGGGAGAGGAGCUGAAGAUCAGUUGAACUUUAUUCGUGAUAAAGUCGGCUGCGAGCCCGGUUCUGUACCUGAUCUCAAAAUGGCGGCGCCAGCUUCGUUAAUGAGGAUCGUCUUUCCGCUUCUGAGCCGGAAUUCUUCGAACUUUCUGAGAAGCGGAGUCCUUCUCAACGGCCCGCCAAGCUUUUGGCAGCUCGAAUCGGUCUCAAAGUUCUCUACUCUGGUUAGAAGCAGCAAUCUGAGCGGCCUUCCAAAGGCCAACAAGCUAUGGACGAACGAGGCAGCUGAGCUCAUCCCUGAGAGGCUUGUGACGUCAUGUGCCCUUGCUGCAAUCAGCGGAAGGCCAAAGAUCGAGCUGGUACUGGAGAGGGGCGCCCAUAACGAGGCUGGGAAGGUGUACGACGUCCUGUCCGAAGUAAAUUCCGUCGGGCUCGAAAAUCUGGUUCCCGCUGAUGGUACGAAGGAGAGCAUCGUCCGCCAGGAGUGGCCGAGCAAGCUGGAGAGCGGUCUCAACGACAUGAUCAACGUGUCCUACAGCAUCUCGUAUGCUCUGCACGCCCUCUCGAGCUACUGCUCGCGCGACUACGUCAGCCUGCGCGGCCUCGCGCGCUGGUACAUCGACCGCAGCAACCGGGAGCGCGCGGACGCGCUCGAGCUGUCGCGCUAUCAGAGUCUCCGUGGCGGGAAGACGAUGCUCUGCCCCAUCGGCGAGUCCCAGACCGACUUCGACCAUGAUCAAAAGGGCGACGCCCUCUACACGAUGGAGCUGGUUCUUGCCAUGUACAAACUCCAGGAACAGAAAUUCCGAGACCUGGCGCGGCUAGCAGACGAGGAAGGGGAUCAGGAGUUCUCGGACUUCAUCACCGACAGUUUUCUCAGCCACCUGACCGUCCUCGUGAAGAAGACCGCCGGCUACGUGGCGCAGCUGCGCCGCGUCGGCAAGGGGCACGGCACGUGGCACUUCGACCACUACCUGCACAAGAAGCUGGAAGGGGACCACGUGGGGGACGAGUUACGUACCGGGCUGCACGAACUUGAAGGGACGAAGUAGAGGGAGUAACACAUUGACGCUACGUCAAGCUGGAUAUGGCACGAGUGGUUCAAACAUAGACCCGCAAGGUUCAAUAAGUAUGGACCAUCAUGCUAGCGUGUGGCCUGGACAAGCUAUACCUCAAAAAGUUUUAGGAAACAAAUGGUGUGUCUUCAAGGUGCCACGAUUAAGCUUGCUAAUCCAAAGGAGGGUAAAUUUUGGGAUCCUAUAUUGACCAUGGACAGGCGCACCUCCAGGCCCGAAGGUCGAACUCUAUGCUCUAGGCUACCGAAUUUUAGCGGGGUACAAGCAUAUAGAUACUCCGGUAGGCCAGGAUAUAGGAGCCCAGUGCAGGCAAAGCUGAGUACAUACCUCUUGAUGUGCAUCGCCGAUGACGGAACGUAUGCAUUAGGCGAUCUGUCAUUU
Messenger RNA from Klebsormidium nitens, 1549 nucleotides. The record is from the annotation of a GenBank genome assembly. Lineage: Eukaryota; Viridiplantae; Streptophyta; Klebsormidiophyceae; Klebsormidiales; Klebsormidiaceae.